ACCUAAGAUUACAUAACAACAGACACUAUCAUGAGUUUGAAACAUUCUAUCAUGUUUCUUCUCAUUGCUGCAAUGGCUAUUCCACAAACCAAAGCUCAGUUAGGGUUUCUCAGUGGUCUUCUUGGUUCGGUUAGUAACAUUCAAGGGACUGUGUUUUGCACUUCCAAGGAUAAUGUGUCUGUCAAAGGUCCUUCAAAUCCUGUUUUUCCAGAUGCUGAAGUGCAACUAGUUUGUGGAGGAAAGGAGUUUUCAAAGGCUAGAACUAAUGAUGAUGGAAAGUUUUCUAUUAUGAUGGAUCCAUUGUUGUUGGAUAUUUCUUCAUUGGUGAAUGGUUGCAACUUAGUGGUUGGGACUCCUCUCUCCAACUGCAACACAAAGCUUCCUUCUUCAGGGAAUCUCGUUUCAAACCUUAACUUUGUUGGAAUAAAUCGUGUUGCCACUCAAACUAUUGCUAAGAUUAUUCCCUCUGGAUUUCACUAUGUGCCCUCCACUUAAUAAUUACGACUAAAUUAUUAAAUGUAUAUCAUGACAAUUAACUACUUUUAAUUAAAUAAAGUCAUGUUAUGUCUCA
This is a messenger RNA of Vigna radiata var. radiata (mung bean), 571 nucleotides long. RefSeq lists its product as uncharacterized. The transcript has 2 exons. Lineage: Eukaryota; Viridiplantae; Streptophyta; Magnoliopsida; Fabales; Fabaceae. The record is from RefSeq and is a predicted model, not a curated record. The coding region runs from base 31 to 495 and encodes 154 amino acids.